AUGCGUUUAAAUGCGAGUAGGUCGCAGGGGGGCCGCGCGCAGUGGGGCCACGGGCAGCCGCGGGCAGCCGCGCGCAGGGGCAGCGGGACCGCGGGGAGCAGCGCGCAGGGGCAGCGGGGCCGCGGGCAGCAGCGCGCAGGGGCAGCGGGGCCGCGGGCAGCAGCGCGCAGGGGCAGCGGGGCCGCGGGCAGCUUCGCGCAGGGGCAGCGGGGCCGCGGGCAGCCGCGCGCAGGGGCAGCGGGACCGCGGGCAGCCGCGCGCAGGGGCAGCGGGACCGCGGGCAGCCGCGCGCAGGGGCAGCGGGACCGCGGGCAGGGGGUCCGCACGGCCCCGGGUAUGCGCACGUAUGUGAACCAAAGUUACGGCACCAGGUACGCGCACAGGUCCACUGCACGCUCCAUGGCAUGUACUCCUCAGGAGGAUUAUGUGGAAGCUGCUGUGAAACAAGCCUUACAAAUCCACCUGUCUGGAGCUGCAGGUGACAUUCUGAUCUUCAUGCCAGGGCAAGAGGAUAUUGAGGUAACGUCUGAUCAGAUUAUCGAACGCUUGGGGGAGUUGGAGAGUGCUCCACCCCUAGCUGUCCUUCCAAUUUAUUCCCAGCUGCCAUCUGAUUUACAGGCCAAGAUUUUCCAAAAAGCCCCGGACGGUGUGAGAAAAUGCAUUGUGGCCACGAACAUUGCAGAGACCUCCCUCACUGUGGAUGGCAUCAUGUUUGUUGUGGAUUCAGGUUACUGCAAGUUAAAGGUGUUUAAUCUCCGCAUUGGCAUGGAUGCCUUGCAGAUUUAUCCUAUUAGCCAGGCCAAUGCCAACCAGCGUUCCGGCAGAGCAGGCCGAACUGGGCCAGGGCAGUGCUUUAGGCUUUACACACAGAGCGCCUAUAAGAACGAACUUCUGUGCACCACGGUCCCUGAAAUCCAGCGUACAAACCUCUCCAAUGUAGUUCUGCUGCUUAAGUCCCUGGGGGUUCAGGAUCUGCUUCUCUUUCAUUUCAUGGAUCCACCACCAGAGGACAAUAUGCUCAAUUCUAUGUAUCAGCUGUGGAUCCUAGGGGCCCUUGAUAACACAGGCUCUCUCACCUCCACCGGGCGACUUAUGGUUGAGUUCCCCUUAGACCCUGCCCUCUCGAAGAUGCUUAUUGUAUCGUGUGACAUGGGCUGCAGUUCUGAGAUACUGAUGGUGGUGUCUAUGCUCUCUGUGCCAGCCAUAUUCUAUCGCCCAAAGGGGCGAGAGGAGGAGAGUGACCAAGUGCGAGAGAAAUUUGCUGUCCCAGAGAGCGACCACUUAACGUAUUUAAAUGUCUUCCUUCAGUGGAAAAACAAUAACUAUUCAAGUGGCUGGUGCAACCAACACUUUAUACAUGCCAAGGCCAUGCGCAAGGUCCGUGAAGUUCGGGCCCAGCUGAAAGAUAUCAUGGUGUCCCAGCGGAUGCCCCUCUCCUCUUGCGGCUCAGACUGGGAUGUCGUGAGGAAGUGCAUCUGUGCGGCUUAUUUUCACCAAGCUGCCAGACUUAAGGGGAUCGGCGAGUAUGUGAACGUGCGCACAGGGAUGCCAUGCCACUUGCACCCGACUAGCUCUCUGUUUGGGAUGGGAUACACGCCUGAUUAUAUUGUGUACCACGAACUAGUGAUGACUACAAAGCUGUCCCAGUUUUUGGAUUCAGAGUUCAGUUACCCAGAGGUGGAGGAGGUUUCUUGUGAAGAAGUUCAUCCUGCUCUGUCUGAUAUCAUCAAGCAGGAACGGAACCCGGAACGAAGGUUUAACCUGUCUAGGCGUGUUAAGCGUCUGUUUGUCUUUGAUGAGGACUUAGUUCUUUUUAAAUCAGGCAUUGCCUCAGCCUCAGUGUCCAGGGUAGUUAAGGUCUGGCUUUCCCAGAUUGAGGAGGAUAUCACUGCCAAAACCUCCAGGGAUGUGAUCCUCAAGAACGUCGCUGCUGUGGAUUUUCUAUGUGACGAAUCUAUUGAGUAUAUCAGAAUGACAGCCAGGGCCUCUGCUCUCUCAUUUGCUGCUAGAGGAGCCUUAUGGCUAAAAGCUUGCGUUGCGGAUAAUGCCUCUAAGAACAGACUUCUUAGUAUUCCCUUUAAGGACAAAUCCCUGUUUGGCAAAGAACUUGAAUCCCUGUUUGAGAAAACUACAGGGGACAAGCACCGGAUGCCGCAGCGAAGACCAGAUUCCAAAAGAAGGCUUCUUUCUUUUGGGCAAGACCUUCCAGGGCAGUGCAGAGGCUAUGGUUCCAGAGAGAGGAAGAUUGGACAGAUUCUCCUUCACCAAAGCGCCCCAGGACCCCAAGGGCUCGGCAUGACACCAAUCGCAUUCCUGUGGGAGGAAGGCUCGGGUUCUUCAGGGACAGCUGGUUCACCAUCACUCGAGACCCAUGGGCGAGAUGCAUCAUACCGCACUGGUAUCGGUGCCUUUAAAGACCUCCAGAUUGUUUCCUGA
This is a messenger RNA of Spea bombifrons (plains spadefoot toad), 2436 nucleotides long. RefSeq names its product pre-mRNA-splicing factor ATP-dependent RNA helicase PRP16-like. The coding region runs from base 1 to 2436 and encodes 811 amino acids. Gene Ontology annotation, molecular function: RNA binding. Lineage: Eukaryota; Metazoa; Chordata; Amphibia; Anura; Pelobatidae. Gene Ontology annotation, cellular component: spliceosomal complex; intracellular anatomical structure. The record is from RefSeq and is a predicted model, not a curated record. The transcript has 13 exons. Gene Ontology annotation, biological process: mRNA splicing, via spliceosome.